This is a messenger RNA of Agrilus planipennis (emerald ash borer), 2085 nucleotides long. RefSeq lists its product as uncharacterized. Bases 300 to 548 code for a protein of 82 amino acids. The transcript has 4 exons. The record is from RefSeq and is a predicted model, not a curated record. Lineage: Eukaryota; Metazoa; Arthropoda; Insecta; Coleoptera; Buprestidae.
UGUACAGGAAAAAUUUAAUUUCAAAGAAAAAAAAAUACAAAAAUUUUUAAAAAUUUUGAAAUUUGUCAUCUACAAUCUUUCAUACUAACGAACCAAUGAAUAAACUAGACCAUGAUUAUAAAAUUUAUUCGCCUUCUCUAAAUCAUGAUAAAAAGCAGUAGAACAUCUGCUUAUCGUUACCAUUAUCUACCGAACUUGCGCUGUCGAUAAAUAGCUUUAGAAUGUCUCAGAAACAUUUACAGAGUGUAAUUAAAAAUGAAUUGUGCGAAAAGAGUUACAAGUUAUAAAAUGAAAACCGAAUGACGAAUGCAGUAUUUACGGAAAUUUACAACCCAAAAAAUUGGAUAAAAUGUGCUUUCAACUGCAGAAAACACACCAAAACAAAAGAACGAUUUUGGCAAUCCAGGAAAACAAACAAGAAAAAGAAAGAAGUCCAUCAAGAGUAUCUUUCGAACGAUAUGAGUCAACAUGCCAAGCAAAAAACCUCAAGGGAUAACAACACGAAGACGAGCAUUCCAGCAUUUGAUGAAGGAAGUCAGCACCCUUAGAAAUAAUCUGACUACACAUUUUUGUCCCGUCCUCUGCAGAAACAGUUUCCACGCCCUUUUUACAAAUUUUGAAAAGUUGUAACGUGCGCCACCCUGUAUUUAGCGGCUCCUUCUGAUCACGCGCGUGUGUGUGAUGCCGAUGCGUGAAUAGAGGCGGUAUCCUUUGGCGGCUUGCUAGGUGAAUAAACAGCGACGGGGUGCGAAUAUACUUUUAAUGUUUUUUCAAAGUUUUAAGUUAGUAGUUAAAUAGACAUCCGCGUGUUCACUUGCGUGUCUGAACAAAUUUCUUAUUUUAAUUUCUACGUUUCUGAGUUUAUAUUUUUACAUUUUUUUGUUUUGUUUAAAUACACACUGUUAACCAAUUACCAAAAAUUUCAAUCUAUAACGCUACAAAGUAUAUUAGUUACAACACCUGCAAUACUAACUAUCGGAUAUUGUAAUGCUUUUAGGUUCAAAAGUAAGGGUAAGGAUAAUUAUUAUAGCUAAUCUGAACUGCACAGUUUGUCCCCGUUUUCUACAAGCAAAAUUACCAAAAUCUGACAAACGAAUUUUGAAUAAUAUACAAGCCAUAAUAUCAGAAAUUGCAAUGCUUUAAGUUCCAUUGCAAAGUUUUAUGUUUAAAAGAGAGGGUGGACAGCACCCUAACAAAAAAUUUGACUUUACACAUUUUAUUCCCGUACUCCUCAAACAAAUGUAUCAAAAUCUGACAAAUUUGUUUUGAAGAAUAAAUAACUUAUAACACUUUUGUUUUGACUAUUAAAAAUUGCAAAGUUAUAUGUUCAAAAGAGAGGGUAAACAAAAAUUACAAAAAAUCUGGCUGUACACAUUUUGUCUCCGUUCUCUUCAAACAAAAUUAUCAAAAUCUGACAAAUGAAUUUUGAAUAAUAUACAAGUUAUAGCAGCUGCAUUUUGACCAUCACAAAUUGCAAAGUUUAACGUUCAAAAAAGAGGGGGGCAGCACCCUUACAAGAAAAUUGACUUUACAUAUUUAGUCCCCGUACCCUUGAAACAAAAUUAUCAAAAUCUGACAAAUGAAUUUUGAAUAAUAUAUAAGUUAUAGCAGCUGCAUUUUGACCAUCAGAAAUUGCAAACUUCGACCUUUUAAACAAUUAUUUUGAAUGUGAUAAAGGUUGAAACAUAUGUAAAAAUAUACGUAGAAUACCAUGGUGUCACGGGUUUACAUGUGCGUCUUGAAAUAAGGAAAAUUUAAUAGUCUUAAUUUAAAAAUUAAGCAAAACAUCUACCCAUAAAAAACGCUCGUGAAAUUUCCACCUGUUAAACAAUUAUUUUGAAAGUGAUAAUGGCUGAAACGUAUGUAAAAAUAUACGUAGAAUACCAUGGCGUCAGGUGUUUACAUGUGCGUCAUGAAAUAAUGAAAAUUUAAUGGUAUUUAAUUUAAAAAUAUAAGGAAAAUUUAAUAGUCUUCGAAUUAAAAUUUAUGUGGCGACCUUUAACUGUCCUAGAGCAUUUAUGAAAAUUUACAACCCACAAAAUUGGAUAAUAUGUGGCUUCAACUGUAAAAAACGCACUAAAACGA